GACACCAGAGAGAGAGAGAGAGAGAUCCAGAGAGGUUUGUUCCAGGCGAACGCAGGCUGCUAGUUCGGCCAUGGAGAUGGAGAUGGAGCUGCCCAAUCUCAAUGUCCCGGUGAAGAAAGAAAUCGUUGUGCAUAAUCCAGGGGCCCAAGGAAGAGGAGGUGGUGGCGGCGCCAUCACGGAGGCGUCGGAACACGGCACGAGGAGGACGGAGGCCACCGUGAGGAUUGAAGCCAACAUGCUUGACUGCCCCAUCUGCUUCUCCCCCUUCAAGCCUCCCGUCUUCCAGUGCAAAGGCGGCCACCUGGCUUGCGGCAGCUGCGUCGCGAAGCUCCCCUGGAAGCAGUGCCAGAGGUGUGACCUCGGCGGCGACUUCCACGGCUGCCCCUUUGUGGACGCCUUCGUCUCCUCGGCCAGGAUGAAGUGCGACCACCACGGCUGCGGCCGCCAGGUCACCUACCACAAGCUCGACGACCACAAGAGCGCGUGCCCGCUCGCGCCCUGCAAGUGCCCGGUGUCCGGCUGCGGCUUCGAAGGCCCGCCGCCGGCGCUCCGCCACCACCUCAGCGCCGUCCAUUCCAUGCCGGUGCACGCGGUUCAGUACGGCAAGGUGCUCCAGCUCGAGGUGCCCGUGUCGGAGCCGCGCCGCCUGCUGUUCGCGGAGGAGGACGGCCGUGCGUUCCUCGUGGUCGGCGGCUCGCUCGGCCUGGGCGUGCCCAUCGCCUUGUCGGUGGUGUGCAUCAGGGCGGGGGCGUCCCCGCCGCCGCACUACGUGGCCAAGGUGUGGGCGAACGGGCCGCCGGCGGCCGCCAACGACAGGACCGACACGGUCCGGGCGGACAUCCAGGUGACGAGCAGCAAGGAGCCCGGCGCCGUCGCCGUGGAGGAGCUGACCUUCUUGACGGUGCCGCACAAGCUGCUGGCCGGGGCUGGCCCGUCCAGGACGGUGUCCCUCCACCUUCGCAUUGACAAGAUCACCUCCUAAAUGAUUCUGCUAUGCCUAGGGUUCUACUGAUCUUGAUACUAAUAAGGCUUAGUCUAGUUUGGUUUAAUUUAGCUUAACCGAUGAUGGA
Messenger RNA from Triticum dicoccoides, 1070 nucleotides. RefSeq names its product putative E3 ubiquitin-protein ligase SINA-like 6. Bases 71 to 982 code for a protein of 303 amino acids. The record is from RefSeq and is a predicted model, not a curated record. Gene Ontology annotation, molecular function: zinc ion binding. The transcript has 2 exons. NCBI's taxonomy places the organism in Eukaryota, Viridiplantae, Streptophyta, Magnoliopsida, Poales, Poaceae.